Leptidea sinapis is the source of this 3700-nucleotide messenger RNA. Its product is annotated as O-acyltransferase like protein-like. The record is from RefSeq and is a predicted model, not a curated record. Gene Ontology annotation, molecular function: acyltransferase activity, transferring groups other than amino-acyl groups. The transcript has 10 exons. Lineage: Eukaryota; Metazoa; Arthropoda; Insecta; Lepidoptera; Pieridae. Bases 603 to 1733 code for a protein of 376 amino acids.
GUUUAGAAAGGCAGCACCCGCUCUUACUAUGUCGUACAGAUAUUUUGUGGUUUUGUUUUUCUUUGGAUUGUGCUGCGGUGAUCCGCAUUAUUUAAAUGUUACAGAUUAUUUCUUAAUGCCACCGCUGUUUAACCUGGAUAGCUAUGAAAAAUGCAUGGCUGGUGAAGACGGUCUAUUUUGUGUUGUUGCUGUGGACGUCAUAACACAACCUGAUAAUGACGUAACAAACAUCAUCAAAAAGUAUUCCUUAAAUAAGCUAAAACAAUUUAACCAUUCAAACAUAGAACGAGGGAUCUGUGUCACGAGAAGUUGCAGAAGACAAAAUAUUCAAAAUUUAAACAUGGAGGACCUACAAAUAGUACUUUCGGAAUGCCUCAAUGAAACUAUUUACAAUGAAUAUAAAGUAGAAACGAAAAUAUCAAGAAUAAAUUAUUGCCAUAAUUCUAAGCGUCGAGUUGAUGUAGAUGUUGAUAUUGGAGAUCGAAUAUUUGGAAUUGCAAUUUUAAUAAUAGUUCUGCUCAAUAUUAUUGGUACGAUGUAUGAUGCUCAGCUAAAUAGAACGAAAAAUCAAAGUAAAGAACUUCGAGAAGCUGUCUUACCAAAUGGUAUUCAGUGGAUCAGCUUUAACUCAAGUCUACUUCAUGAUGUCAGGAUGUCUCCUCACGCAUGCGCUCAAAAUCAGUGCGGAGCAACACCGUGUAUCGUGGACACUAUUCCCAUUGAUAUUAAUCAAUAGAUUAGGAAGGGUUCUGCCCGCAAUAAUGAUGAUCCUCGGUUUCACCACCACGUGGUUUCGUCACCUUGGAAAUGGUCCAUUGUGGAACUACUACGUUAGUCCGGCCGUCAGCGACUGUCGGCGAUACUGGUGGUCACAUCUACUAUUCGUAAACAUCUUUCUUCCUGAUACGGAAGAUAGGGCCUGCUUAAUUCAAUCUUGGCACAUCUCGGUGGAAAUCCAACUCUUUACGAUUGGUUUGUUCAUCUAUCUGGCCACCAGGAAACGUUUCAGGAGGCUUGCGUUUACCAUCAUGUUCCUCAUUGGGCUGGUUGCACCAGCGCUACAUGUGUGGUUCAAGGAUGUUGAAGCUACUGUUGUGAUUUAUCCAGAAUUUAUAAGAAAAUUGAUGAGCGAUGAGUUCCGUAAUGUACAUACCUUGUCUUACAACAACUUGUCAGCUUACGUCAUCGGAAUGUGUUUGGGACUGUACAUACAUGACGCACAACGAAAUGAUAAACAGUUUCCAAAAAGCAAGAUUUUAUCAUUGUUAGCGUGGAUGGUAAUACCAGCAACAUUCCUAUUAUUCGGUAUUUCUGGAAUGUAUUUCUAUGGAAGCAAUGAGCGAGCGCCUCUUCUGUUCAGAAUAAUAUUUGCUGCAGCGCAUAGACCCAUACUUGCCAUUUUGUACGCGUUCCUUGUACUCGGUUUAGUAUUCAAAUUUAGCAAGCUUGGAAGCAUUAUCGCGUGUUGGAGUGUUUGGCGGUUACCAAGCAGACUUAGCUACAUGGUGUAUAUCAUUCACAUCAACAUAAUACAAUAUUUGCUCGGGACCAGGACUCAGCUGGACCACGUAUCGUUCAUAAACAUAGCAACAAAUAUCGUGGAGGUGACAGGUAUAUCAUUCUUGACAGCUCUACCAUUGUAUCUUCUAGUCGAGGCACCAUUUACAAACUUUGUUAAGACUUUAGUGUUUGGAAAUCACAUUCAUCCGGCAAAGGACUCGAAGAAAGAGUAGAUUUAAAAUCAGUAUUUGCUUUAAAUUAUAAUUUAAGUACUUACAUUUAUGUAUAAGAGAUAUAUAUUGUUAUAAGAUACUAGCGGACCCGACAGACGUUGUUCUGUUAAAAAAAAACUCUCGCCGAUGGAAUUUCGUAAAAUCCGUUCUUAGCUGACCUCUACUCGACGAUAGGAAUAUUCCUACCAAAUUUCAAGUCUCUACGCCUUAUGGUUCCAGAGAUAUCGUGAUGAGUGAUUAUAUAAGUCGAAAUCUCUUAUAUAUAUAAGAGAUUUCCACAUUGACCAUGGGAAAUGGAUUUUCUAGAUUCAGACCACAAACUUUCAAGAAUUGGCCUUGAGAUUUUUUAAUGGUCAUGACGAAUGCAAGAUGGAUCGGAAAUUAAAAAUUUGCGGGCCAACUCGACACGCAAAAUGUUCAUGAAGUAGUUGCUGCAGAUCAUGAAGAAUUGCUAUUAUCAUUGCUGCAUUGAUCUCUUCAUGUCGUUGUUCCUCCAUGAUGCCCAUGAAAUAUAAUUGUUAAAAUUUAUGGUGUGCAUCUUUGAGAGAUUGCAAUGAUCCAAUUUGAUGGUGAAUCUGUCCUUGUAUCUACAAAAUCAAAAGCAAAGUCCGUAUUACUGAUUUGUUAACACUUAUUUUUAGAAUUAGCAUACAUAAUACAUAGGAAUAAAUAUAGUAGGUAUGUUAUUCUUCUACUAUAUUGUGUGUAAGAAUAUAAAUAAAUUAAUACCCUGAAUGUCGGAUUAAAUCGUCGUUCUUAGAUAAUGGCUGCCUCAAAUGAGGACAUUUGGAAACAAACAUUGCUUUUUUGAGUGUUUGCUAGAAAAUGUCGUGAUUCGGUAGUUUCCCACUAAGGCAGCACAAUCCUGGCGUUUCUCCGGAAAAUACUUGCAAAUAACGUCCGUUGACCCAAUGUGAACGCUAGUAUGCAAGAGGUAAUCAGUACUGCAAUCGUAUCGAAACGCUGCUCGAUUCAAAUCAGUACUUCAUAAAUUUCUUCUUGUGCGUCGAAAAUUAUCUAGUUGUUAAUCUCUGAGGUUUACUGGCUGCCUCGCUUUGCUCUUGUGAUUCAGAAACACAACGUCGAGCCCAUACUAACGCGGUGCUUUUUACCUGCAAUUUCUUGUUCUUCGUCAGUCCAAUUCGCAAUGUUUCGAAUCCUAGUUGCAUUACGUCUAUGUCGGGAAAGAUGGCACAAUAAGCUAAUAGAAACGCGAAACAAACACAACCACCCAAUGAAAUUCUAUACAUCUUAUAUAUAGAAUCUUAUAUUACGUCAUUGCACCCACCAGUCAACUUGAAUAACAUGACGUGCACUGUCAGUUGUAUUUUAAUAAUACAUUUAAUAAUAAUACAUUAUUACUCAUGAAGCGUGAAACUAACAAAAAACUUCAUUGAAUUCUUUCUAUUCUCGAGAUGUCAUGAAAAUGUCAAUCCAUACAAAAUGUAUGAGAAAAUAAAUGUUUUUAUAAUAAUAUUUUUUUGUAAUUUUUUCGAUAUUUUAUUACUUAUUAUCCUAUUCCGGACUAAGAGAAACCCAAAAAAUCAAACAACAGAAAAAAUGGUCUAGCCGUUCUUGAGUUAUAAAUAGUGUAACUAACACGACUUUGUUUUAUAUAUAUAUAGAUUUAAGACCAAAAUUGGAAGUUCUAUUAUUUAUGUUACAAAAUUUGAAUCCAUCGAAUAGCCUUUUAUAAGUUGCCUAUUUUAUCCAUGCCGAGGACUUCCAGGAUCCAGUGUUGAAAAGGAGCUUAGAGGAUGGUGAUAAUUAUUGGGAAAUCAACACUAAAGUAACUAAUCACAAACUAAUAAAACUCAACCAAAUUUGAAUGAGAAUAAGAGUAAGAAGGAAAAACGUUAGAAACGUUAUUUGUAUACAAAUUAUAUUAAAGAAAUCUGAAACAAAUAUUCUUAUUGAAUAAUAGGGCUCAGGCAGAAAAUGAAAUAAUUUUUAGGGGCAUUUCAAUU